Molecule: messenger RNA, 1068 nt
Organism: Coffea arabica (coffee)
Lineage: Eukaryota; Viridiplantae; Streptophyta; Magnoliopsida; Gentianales; Rubiaceae
Source: RefSeq, a predicted model, not a curated record
AUGACUGAUAUUCUAGAGCGCGUAGCUGAUAGACAAGGUCCUGGACCGCUUAACCAACCUGGGGGUCAGGAAAGAGGAGAGGAUAGAGCUUUAGGGAGGUUCUUAAAUUUCAAUCCGCCUAAGUUUCUUGGAGAACCAGAUUCUGAAAUAGCAGAGUAUUGGUUAGAGAGGAUGACCAACAUAUUCGCCACCCUAGAUUAUAUUGAGGAUAGGCGAGUAAAUUUUGCUGCUUUUCAAUUUGAGGGAGUAGCUCGUGUUUGGUGGGAGAUGAUAAAAGGAAAAUGGGAGAGAGUUCAAACCCCUUGGACCUGGGAGAACAUCAUGUGGGAAUUUAAUGAAAAGUUUCUUCCACCCUUGAUUCACGAAAAGAGAGAUGAUGAAUUUAUAAAGUUGAAACAAGGAGUCCUUAGUGUGGAGGGCUUGGCUGCAACCCAAAUUUUUACUUUUACUGAGGCUUUAGAGAAGGCACAAAGGGUUGAAAGUGCAAGACUGCAAGUGAGGGACUUUCACAAUAGAAAGAGAAAUUUUUCUAGCUCUGCGUCUGGGCAGGCUAGUAAAAGUGCACAACCUUCCAAGAUGGGAAGAGAAAUUGGAGGAAUAAGGACCACUGGAGCUUCUAGGGAAGCGUUAUCCAGUGAAGGUCGCAGUGGACCGGCUCAGGCUAGAGGAGCGCCUUCUAUUGGUUCGGCCGUGACUCCUCAAGUUUCUUGUGGGUACUGUGGUAAAUCCAACCACUCUGAAAAUGACUGCUGGAGGAAAUUGGGGAAAUGUUUAUUUUGUGGUAGUGCUGAACAUCAAGUCGCCAACUGUCCGAAAUUACCAAAAAUAGGAGGUAACCCUCAGAGACCAGAAAAGUCAAACUCUAAGCAGACCAAUGCCGGAGGAAGUCGACCAAAAGUACCGGCUAGGGUUUAUGCACUGGAUUAUCAACAAAUUCCUGAAACGACUGAAGUGGUUGAAGGAAAGACUAAUGUAGUGGGCGAUGCUUUGAAUCGUCAAGUGCAAAUGGCUGGAUUGAUGAUCAAGGAAUUGCAAUUGUUGGAAGAAAUUAGUUAUUGGAAUCCUUGA